AUGCCUAUCAUGUUUUCGCCAAAGGCAAAUAAGAGUCUUUUGCCUCCUGUCAAGCUCUCUGGCAUCAAAGGUCCUCCGUCCGCCUUCAUCAAAAACGUUCUUGAACCUAAUUCCUCAAUGGCUACCAAAACUUAUUUCUUGUAUUUUAAGAACACAGUAGAAUUUGUUGAAAGCGUAGUAAGCUCUCCCGUCUCUCUUAUCUGUGUCUCAUCUUUACUUACGCAUGCAUAUGAAGCCAACCAAGAAGAGGAAGACCCCAUCCACGACUACAACAAUAACGGCAUCAAAGAAGACAAAGAUCACCACGGCCACGACCAUGGCCGUGACCGUGACCGUGAUCGCCGGCACCACCACCGUCACGACCACUACCACAACCACAAAGACGACGACGACUACAAAGACGACGACGAAGACGAUCGAGGAGAUGGAAUGAAGACGACGGCAAACGACGUGGACGCAGUCGGGUGCGAGAAAUUCUGAGGCAG
This is a messenger RNA of Aaosphaeria arxii CBS 175.79, 485 nucleotides long. RefSeq lists its product as uncharacterized. NCBI's taxonomy places the organism in Eukaryota, Fungi, Ascomycota, Dothideomycetes, Pleosporales. The record is from RefSeq and is a predicted model, not a curated record. The transcript has 3 exons. The coding region runs from base 1 to 480 and encodes 159 amino acids.